Blumeria graminis f. sp. triticale is the source of this 711-nucleotide messenger RNA. The record is from the annotation of a GenBank genome assembly. NCBI's taxonomy places the organism in Eukaryota, Fungi, Ascomycota, Leotiomycetes, Helotiales, Erysiphaceae.
AUGCGACGCUCAUUGCGGAAGCUAUCCGCAGCUCAGCCUAGCCGCUACCUAGAAUCUGGUGCGCCUACAGGAAUUACCGGCCUGCUUACACACGCUUCUCCUCGCGCGACACUUAUGUACACCUAUGCAAGCACACUCGAUGCGCUCGCACAGUUACCCGAAAGCUCACUCUAUCGACAGAGUACCGAGGCUAUCACUAAACAUCGCAUGUCCAUUGUAUCUGCAGUCGAGCCAGCCGGCUUAGCGGAAUACGUGGAAAGAGUCAAGAAAAUCUUGGCCGCAAACCCUAGCAAUUUUGACAACUACAAUGGCCAUACACACCAUGUUGAAAAAGCAGGAAAAAAGUUUAUUGUCAUCAAGCCAAAGCCGGAACGGGAUGAAUUGACAGAGGAGUGGGAUGGGAUGAUGGAUGAAUCUUCGUCCAAAGCAAAAGCCGAAGCGGGAGGUGAAAACUUGCUGAGUUCAGCGCCCGAAGAUGAAAUGGACAUGAAUACCGACCAGAAAAUUGAUAUUGAGCCUGAACCACAAUUAACGGCCUCCCAAAUCGAUGAGAUUGAAAGUAAAAUUGAUGCAGGACUUAUUGAAGAAGUCAUUCAAGUAGCAGAGGGAGAGCUAAAGCUUGUAGAUGUGAUGAUCAAGGCCAAGGUCUGGGAAGAUCUAGAGGAGAAGCCAACGGAAGGUCAAUGGACCUACUUCAAUCGAGAAACUUAG